Messenger RNA from Pseudomassariella vexata, 408 nucleotides. RefSeq lists its product as uncharacterized. Bases 1 to 408 code for a protein of 135 amino acids. Lineage: Eukaryota; Fungi; Ascomycota; Sordariomycetes; Amphisphaeriales; Pseudomassariaceae. The record is from RefSeq and is a predicted model, not a curated record. The transcript has 2 exons.
AUGGUAUCGCUCAAAACCUUCGUAGCCGCCACCUUAGUCGCCCUCCCCUCAGUGUCCGCCUACCUAGUGGGCAUGACGGCCCCCUCCAUCGCCGCAGCGGGGAGCACCAUCACCGCGACCUUCGACGUGGCCAUCUACAUACAGAACUGGCAGGAUUUCUCUAUCAUCUGGGGCCUGUCGACUAUUGAUCCGAGGUCGUGCCCCGACACCAUCUGCCUCGGAACUCAGAUCACCUACAACACGAUAUACCCCGAUAACCCAGACCCGGGUAACUACAACAUCGAUGUUAAGAUCCCAGCUACGCAGGCUAAAGGGAACUACACGUUGGUUGCUGCUGUGCCUUAUUUGGUCGGGGCUUCUGGCAUGACUGAUAUCCGCAACUUCACUUCCGCUAUCACUAUCACUUAG